Bactrocera neohumeralis is the source of this 829-nucleotide messenger RNA. RefSeq lists its product as uncharacterized. Bases 124 to 762 code for a protein of 212 amino acids. Lineage: Eukaryota; Metazoa; Arthropoda; Insecta; Diptera; Tephritidae. The record is from RefSeq and is a predicted model, not a curated record. The transcript has 3 exons.
UCGGUGGAACCUGGUUCCAAACCAUCUAACUCGUGUCACCGAUUUGUGGCCGCUUUACAUGGAAAGUUUGAAACCGCUGAAAACUUACAUAAAAGCUACACCAUUGACAAACCUUUAAAACAAAUGAAGUUAUCCAAUGACUAUUUCUUUAAAAACCCACAACCUGAAGGACGAUUUAAUACCACAGUCUUAACACCGAAUACACACCGAAAUUCGGAAUAUGUCCUCCUACCACUUCCAAAACCAAGUGUCACACAAUCGGUACCAAUAAAGGGUAGUUUUAAUAGAACUAUUGACGUGGUUGUUAAAGAUUUUCGCAACGAGUGCUUUGAUGUGAAAGGCGCAAAUUCACCAAUGAAAGAGCAGUCGAAUUUAUUCAAGAAUGGGCGAAAUAAAAUGGUACUAGUGGGACGAGUGGACUUUUGCUUAAAAAUUCAUAAGCAAUACCCAACGUUGGAUGCCUUAUGGGAUGUUUACGGGCAAUUAAAAAAGAUAAUUACUGGAAAACAAAGAGGAGAAAAUGUUUUAUUGUUGCGAAAUUUCGAUGGAGGUCCAAUACUGCAAAGUAUUUAUUAUGACUUUACGUUAAUUGGAUUAGAUUCAGGUUGUUAUUUACGAGCCGUUGGUCGUUUUAUUGGGGAAAAUCGGCUCCAGACGUUCAAACUAAACAGGAUCGAAGAGGAAGAGUACAUGCAGUCGAUUCGGUACUUUAACCGAAUUCAAAACGUUUCCUCCUUUGCGCUGCUACAGAGUGGAAAUUAGAAUUUACUUCAAAAAUUUUAAAACAUAGUGAAAUAAAUUUUUUUAAACAUCAAAUAUAUGAGAAUAA